Messenger RNA from Eurytemora carolleeae, 1957 nucleotides. RefSeq lists its product as uncharacterized. The record is from RefSeq and is a predicted model, not a curated record. The transcript has 10 exons. NCBI's taxonomy places the organism in Eukaryota, Metazoa, Arthropoda, Copepoda, Calanoida, Temoridae. The coding region runs from base 6 to 965 and encodes 319 amino acids.
AAAAGAUGCUUUUCCUGCUCCUGAUCUCACCAGUCCUUGGACAGACUAAUCUGGAGUAUAAUACAGGGCAGGAGAGAUAUUCAGAAUAUGAUAAUACUAUAUACAAUCCUCAAACCAGUCACAAGUAUUUUGAGGACCCGUAUGGAAAUGAGCCAGAGUAUUUUGAAGACUAUUCCCAGAUGACCUGGAACAAUAUUCAACAAAAAGCUACCGAGGUUGAUUGGGUUGACAUGACAACAAGAACUCUAGCUCUGGAGGGAGUUGAUUUCGAUUUCAUCUUCAACAGACUCGUAUCUCCAAGAGGUCUGAUCACUCAGUAUGCACUUUCAUUAGAAUUAGAAAUUUUUCAGAAUAUAGGAUGGAUUUUGUCAGGCAUGAUUUGGAAUUUUGCUCUAACCGUAACAGAGGGUCAACUUCAAGCUGAUAUUGCGUCUUUAAGCUUCAUAUACAGCCCUCAAGCACUUGCCUUGACCAUGAUACGAUCUCUAUGGAACCGCCUGCUUGAGAUUGUGGCUCGUAUCACCGCUGCUAUUAUUGUGUUCAGUGCCCCAGAAACGUUUUCCCAAAUCAGUGAAGUGACACCGGUAGACAUAGGAGACUUCUUAUUCAAUCCCCAGCUGACAAUUCUGAGCCUGGGUAGAGGUGUCACCAUUGUAUUCUGGUUGACCCUAUUCGCCAUCCCGACCUACUUCUUCUCCGCUGAUGUGUGGCCGGUCAUACGACCUCCAGCACCUGUACCUACCAACACUACUGCAGCAGGAAGAAGCGGAAAGGAUUCCUGUCCUGAUUUCUUCCAUCAUCCGGCAUCUGAGUAUAUUCUCAGUGAAGAAGACUUUUGUGAGUCAGAGAGCUUCAGGGAGUUCAACGCCAAGGGUGGUGUAGAGCUUUUGUUUGAAGACAUAAUUACUAAGAUUAUAGAGACAAUUCCAGAUAAUCUCUCCUACACUUCUCAACCCACAGAAUAAUAACGUCGUCUACUCAGGGACUUUCUAGAUAAACAGAUAAUGUCCUCCAAUGAGCCCACUGUGCAUGUUUUCUUUAAAGUUGCGGCCGUGUGAAUUUCGAAUGGCAUGUAUGCCUUUAUUCAUGAAGUCUAUUCUAAUUUAUCAAUGAAUGUAUUUUCUCCCCCAGACAAUGAAGAUUGGAGAUUUCAUCAUAAUUUUUCAAACUGGCAGUUUUCAAGGCGACACACACACAAGCGGACAAAGUUACAAAUGUUACAAAUUUUUAAGCAACAAUUUCCCAAAUGGCAAUUCCGGAUAAAUACUUCAACCUUCUUAAAAACCUCAGCAUAUAUCGUCUACUCAUGGAAUUACUUUUCUCUAUAAUAACAGAUAUUGUCCUACGAUGAGCCCGCUGUGCAUUUCCUUUAAUAAAGUUGCGGUAUUACGCAUUUUCGAUUGGCCUUCAUCAACUUGUUAGACGACUGGUAUGCAUCAGUUACAUAAAUGUAUUCUAAUCUGUUCAUGCAUUUGUUUACUGCACAAAUAAUCUUAACAAUUUUCUAAACGACAAUUUUCCCAAAUGACAAUUUAAAGCGACAACUUUUCAUGAGGUAAUUUCCCAUACAUAAUUUCUUAAAGUGAAAAUUUCACAAAAAGGCAAUUUUCCUAUUGACAAAUUCCAUGUGGACAAUUCUUCUAUUUGGACAAAUUCAUAAUGAGAAUUUACCAAGCAAAAAUGUUCCAAACUGACAAUUUCAGAAGUUGACCUUUUCAGACAUAUAAUCAAAGGAUUUGACUUCUGAACAGACACAUAACCAAAGUUGUGACCUCUCAUCAGACAUAUAAUAAAAAGUUUGAACCCCUGAACAGACAUAAAAUUAAAAAUAUAUCCAGAAUGAUGUGUAAUAGACCAAAUUCAUAUGAACUAAAUCAAACUAUUAUGACUGAUAGAAACUUUUUAUAGAAUCUAAAUUCUUGACAUGAAACCAAACUAAUUUUAGACCAAGAUAUAU